Cherax quadricarinatus is the source of this 2990-nucleotide messenger RNA. The record is from RefSeq and is a predicted model, not a curated record. Lineage: Eukaryota; Metazoa; Arthropoda; Malacostraca; Decapoda; Parastacidae.
CUUACAACUACGGUAAAGUUCCUGCGGCUCCUCGUCCAGCAACAACCCAUAAGACCCAACAAUAACAACUUUCUGUAAUGGCAUCGAGGGAGAACAUCAACCAGGCGUUGACCAGAGUCGCAAAGUUCUUGGGCCCGCUGGUAAGUGUGGCCGGGUGCCACAUGGUCGACUACCUGACCUCCGACCACUGGGAUAGUCUCCUGCCGCCGCCGCUGCAGAGUGACCUCCUCCGUCUAUCCCAUCACGAACUGCUCGUUCUACCCUCCGCCUCGUUUGCAUUUGACAGCGAUGGCGAUACGGACACCUCCAAAGACUUUAAUCUGUCCACCUGCAACCUCAUCUCAUUCCUAAAAGCCGUACAUGACCACAGUUUACCCUCACUGGGCGUCACCACCUCUCUGCAGGAGGUUUUUGCACUGUACGGCUCCAGCGAUGUCACGACACUGAAAAUUAAAGGAAUAAUGUCGGAGAAGAAGACACACGAAGUGGAGGUCAUGAGUCGGGUGGUGGCUCAGCUUGCUAAAGGAUGCAAAGUUGAGUGGAUAGUGGAUCUUGGUAGCGGACGAGGGUAUCUAAGCUCAACAUUAGCUCUCCAGUAUGGUCUAAAUGUUGUUGCUAUUGACUCGAGUAAAUCGAACACUUCGUCAGCCCUGAUUCGGAAAAACAAACUGCAGAGGCACUGGGAGAAGCUCAAGCAAGCAGAACAAGACAGAAUGGAAGGAAAAAGUAUAAAGAAAGGAAAGACUCGACGGAAAGGGGGAAACUCAAAGUUGAACAGCGCUAGUCGAGGAAAAAUCGACCUGGCGGAAAAUUUAAAUAAAUGCCGGCGUUCAAGAUGCGGAACUUUUGGCAAAUAUAUUGGCCUUACAAAAUUCAUAACUGACGAUACCGAUCUGGUCGAGAUUGUCAGAACUGUUGUCAGUGGUGAAAGGUAUAUAGACAGUUCUAUACAUGAGGAUGAAAGUAAUAUAGAAGGUUCUAUGUAUGAGGAAAAUAAUUUAGAAGGUUCUACUCAUGAUAAAAAUCAUUUAGAAGGUUCAUAUGAGUAUAGGGUUAAUAAAAUUACUAAUGGAGAGACCACUCGCCCAGCUGAAAAUCAGAUUCCGAGAGUGUCUAGGGAAUCAGUAGCCUAUCAGAAUUUGCAAACCGAUAACAAACCUGUUGCCUCUCAGAGUUUGCAAGCUGAUUACGAACUUUCUGUCCACCAGAGGUUACGAGUUGAUCACAAAUUUUCUGAAAACUUAAAAAAGUUGAAUUUAAAUUCUGAAAAUUAUUCUAAGACUGGCGAAGAAUAUAUAAACAGUGAAAAUUUAGUUUCUAACACAAUGGAUGCUGAGGGAUGCAUGUCAGGUUUAGGCUUGAAGAAUUUAGCUGCUGAGGAAGAAGGCAUUUCCCACAUAGGCCUCGUUGGCCUACACACGUGUGGUAAUCUGGCCUCGAGUAGUCUGCAAUUGUUUCUAGCUAAUUCUGAAGUGGAUUUUAUUUGCAAUGUUGGCUGCUGUUACCAUCUCAUUGAGGAAGAAUUUUCUCAGAAUGUUUUCAUCCAAAAAAAAGCGAAUUAUGUACAACCUGUUUCCCAAACUUCUCAAAAUGACGCUGUCAUUUUACCUUAUGAUAUGAAUUCUAGUUGUUCGGGUGAUGGGCAGUGUGAAUUUGAUUCAAAAUUAGUGAAAACAGGGUAUGUGAAGAACUUUAAACCUCCAGAUAUUCUAGAUAUAUCUCAUGGAUCUGCAGAUGGAGACCUCGAAUAUCAUGGGCAGUGUCUGUGUGAUUCGAAAUUAGUAAAAGAGCUAUGUUCAAAGAGCGUGAAACCUCCAGAUGACAUUGAAGACAUAACUCAUGGAUCAGUGGCGGACCUCGAAUCUCUGCCUUUAAAUCCACUAUGUCCUUCUGAAAUCCCAAACCUAGGCUAUGGCUUCCCACUUAGCUCCAUACUCAAGAGAGAAAAAUUUGUUCUGGGACGGAAUAGCAGAAUGUUGUCUUGUCAACCAGCGGAACAAACGACCUUACUCCAGGGAGGAUUUGGGGGCACAGAGACGUUAUUCUGGCGAGCGCUACUACAGUUGCUAUUGAGGGAGAAACUGGUCGAUGUCGCCGAUGUCGUCCAUGUUGGUCGAAUAGCAACAAAAUGCAACAACUUUCCAGAGUAUGCCAGAAUGGCACUUGCCAAGCUGGGAAUUACAUUAGAGGUAACGCAGGAAGACUUGGAACAAUUCUACCGCCAGCACAAGCACAAUAUACCGAAGUUAGAGAGAUUUUUCCUCCUGCGAGCAUCUCUGGCUCCUGUUAUAGAGGGUUUAAUUCUCCUUGAUCGAUUGGCCUUUCUAAGGGAGCAGGAGGGGAAUAUUUCCGCUUAUCUGGUUCAGCUCUUCAACCCGGUCACCUCUCCUCGUUGCCAUGCAAUUAUAGCCCUUAGGGACCAUCAAUCAUCUGUUUAGCAGAAAUUUCAUGUUUAUGCUCAAUUGAUAACCCUCGUGGAGAUACAGUUGGAAGAUCAGUUGAUCUGUAUGUUUUGGCCCUGUUCUGGUGUCCUCUUCAGUGGAUAUGCAAGGUUUGUUGCUGUUUUGUGAGGUGAAGAUGGUAGAGUGCUUUGAGUUUUUUGUGGUGGUGGUGAAGGAUGUUAAUUUUACUACUAUGUACAGGAUUUUAAUAUCCUUUUUCAUCCUUCAGAGUGCAGGCACUGUACUUACCACCUCCAGGACUCAAGUCUGGCUAACCAGUUUCCCUAUACCUCUUAAUGUCACACUGCUUACACUCCAACAGCGCGUCAAAAAGUAAGAGCCUCAUCUCCACUUACUUCAUCUACCACACACGUGAGUGCUGGAUGUCCAAGCCCCUCAGAUCCUCCCUGACUUACGCCUGAGUUCCUUUCCAACCAUCCAGUAGAAACUCGAAACGGAGCAAUGUAGGAAUUAUAUCAACAUGGCAUGUAGAAGUGGUAUACCUGUACAGCAUUCUUUUAACUGAAUAAAUAUGUCAUGUUUAUAUUG